CAUCGUCAUGGCGGCACCACUACCUACGUCCUUUCGGGGCUAUGUGCUUGGCACAGCCAACCCCAACCAAGACGCACCUCAAGCCGAAGAUACCAUGUAUCGACCACCAGUCCCCGGAGCCCCAGCUCCCGUGACUGCUGCCCAAUGCUUUGCCAUGGCCGAAUCCCGAAUCGUCCCAACAUUCUUCCUCGGAAACUGUGGUAACACCAAUAAGCCCUUGCCAUUACUGGCCUUCUAUUCCACGAACACCGCAGGCCGAGCUGACAACAACAACCACCAGUAUGCCUUUGUGGGAGACCUUGACAUGCACGAAACUAUGCCACCUAUCGUUGUCAUAACUCAAGAUGGCUUCGAUGUCACAAAUGUCGCUGCAACUGUUCCUAACUUAGCAACACUACAGAACGUCUGGGCCGCCCUCCCCGCUGACGAAGACAGGGUCCAACCUCCUGCCGACAAUACUGACCAAGUCUUCACCCGGCAUAUGCACCCCAUCCCAUAUCCCUAUGUCAAUCAGAUUCUCCAAGCUCACAUGGAUCACAGGUUGUCGUGGCGGUACCUUGUUACCCAGAUUUUGCAACCCAUCAGCCUCAUUGCGGCUGAACAAGAUGCAUACUCCGGGUUCGUCAAUUGGGUACGCGUAUCCAGCACCUCACGCCCCGAUGGUGCCGCUUUUGGCCCUGCCGAAACAGCCAUGGAGUUUGCCGCUGUCUAUGGUCUUCCCCGAGCCCUUCAAGCCCGCCGUCCCAUGCUUCUACGAUACCUUCCAGGUAUGGGACGCCCUACUGAUCUCACCCAGGACCUUCGAACCCUGGUUCAAGAGCAUCGGGCACUCCAACAAUCCAUUGGCCGCAUGCAAGAACGCCCACAACGCCCUCUUUUAACAACCCAUCCUCUGUUGACUGAAAUAAUUCUUAAAAUUUCCGAGAGCACCACCGAAGCACAGCUUCCCACCAUCUGGCAUCAGUGGGGCCUCCACACAAAAGGACAGCAUUUAACGGCCAUCGAAAACGCCUGCCAAUCCAUUGCAGCCACCCGUCACUGGUCCAUCCCUAUUAUCACCCCAGCCCUGGCCACUGACAUUGCCACAGGACAUCUCCUGGCAGAACACAACUCCGCCUUCAAACAGGGACUGUCUCCUAUGCCGGGGGGGAGUACUGUGUUUUCCUUUAUAAUUCAAUAA
Molecule: messenger RNA, 1180 nt
Organism: Seminavis robusta
Lineage: Eukaryota; Bacillariophyta; Bacillariophyceae; Naviculales; Naviculaceae
Source: the annotation of a GenBank genome assembly